Molecule: messenger RNA, 2148 nt
Organism: Baudoinia panamericana UAMH 10762
Lineage: Eukaryota; Fungi; Ascomycota; Dothideomycetes; Mycosphaerellales; Teratosphaeriaceae
Exons: 3
Coding region: 254-1972 (572 amino acids)
Biological process (GO): regulatory ncRNA-mediated gene silencing
Cellular component (GO): nucleus; ARC complex
Molecular function (GO): mRNA binding
Source: RefSeq, a predicted model, not a curated record
UGAACCUCGCCGUUUUGCGAAAGCGCAACCUUGUUGCGUGCCUGCCGUUUGUGAAGUGCUCUCAUGUGACGGAUACCUUUACUCAACGCCUCUGCAUAGUCGCAGCUUACUGGGUAGCCCUCCUGCAACAGCACAGGGAGGUAAACUUCAUAAGAUUUGGCCUGUAGCUACUGACAUCUGCGAACCCUUAUUCUUACGACCGUCGAGCAUAGCAGCCACUGCAGAGAGCCAAUUGCCAACAGAGGCGCCGGCCAUGUCUCUGAUUACAGAGACUGCACCAUCCUCCAAGGUAGCCACCUGGACUGAGUCGGUUCAUGCACCACAUCCGCAGGCUUCAGAGAUCCUUCGUCAAGUCGAUUACUACUUCAGCGAGGAGAAUCUCGUGAGCGAUCCGUACCUUCUCGGCUUCACUGGUAAGGAAGGCACGAAUCCAGUCAGCCUAAGUUUGAUCAUGGGCUUCAAGAAGAUGAAGCAGUUCAGGCCCAAGACUGCUGUUCGUGAAGUACUCAAACACAGCACAGUCGUGGAAGUGGUGGAUACUGGUCACAUUAGGCGUCGCUAUCCGCUGGGCCGACCGCUGCUGGUGAAGCCGCUUAUCGACGUCAAUCGCUACAAGAAAGCACUCGCCGAGAACCAGCAUCUCACAAAGGGCAUGCUGAAGCCGACUGGAUUCGAGAAGAAUGCGGUGGAAGGACCUAUCAGGCCUGAAGAGUACGAAGAGGACCGCAAGAAGUAUGAUCCUGAAGAAAGCUUCGUCACCCGUAUCGAGCUUGCAGUCACGAACUUUUGCGCCCGCCGAAAGAUGCAUCAGGGUACUCGCAAGAUCUUCACCGACCUUCUCCAUUUGGGAGGGUUCAGCAAUGUUCAUCAGUUCCAAGGGAUGUCGAAAAAGGAGCAAAAGAGACAGGGAGUCGAGCUGGACGACAUUGCCGAUUUCAAGAUCUGCGAUGAAGUCGAGAAUGCCUACUACGCCGAGUGGGAGGAUGGCGAGAAAGGUGAUUGGGUAGUCGAUUUCGAAUCGCUGGCCAAAUCAUUCUUGUCCGACGUCUUCUUGCGUGAAUACCCGUGGUACGACGAGCAACAGGUCAAGAUGGCUACGAUGGUGCUCCGGAACUUCUACAACUACCUUCUUCUCCAUAAUGUUUGUCCAGAGUAUGAGGACCAACUGGAAGCCGCGCGCAUGAUAUGCGAUGUUGCGGAGACGGAGUUGCCAAAGCUUGCGAUGGUCGACCAGAGCUUGCCAGGUGCUUUUAACAGUGCUUGCUCGACGCUCUGCGGCGGCAGCUACACGGACGUCCACAUCUCGCAGGAUGGUUGGGCGAGUGGCUGUGACAACAUGGGUUUGUCUCGCCAGGAGGCCAAAGUCAUCAUCGGAGUUGGUGUGGCUGCUUACGGCAGUCGGGAGCAGAUUGAGAAGCUCGCGCCAGUUCUGAGCGGAGAUGCAGGUCUGAAGUAUACGUCGUCACACAAGCUGGGCCUUGUGGUUGUCAAUGUCGAGCCGCCGAAUGACUACGCCAAAGCCGCAUACAACCAGCUGCGAGAGCACGAGGGCGUGGACAAGUACGUGCAUCCAAUGGGCAAGCUUCACUGCAAGCGCUGGGACAUGCCGUUCGAGCCGCCGACUGAUCUGCCCAAAGCUGCUAGAGUCGUUGACACUGCUUCAUUUGAGUUCCUCGUCGAAGAAUCAACGCUUCAGUAUUGCAUUCCCGGCAUGAAAAUCGAAGCCACGAUCAGAGAACUUGACGUCGGGCUUCAGUACAUCGACAGCAUCGAGGCAACCUAUCCUAGCUUCUACACAUGGCUGCCGAACGAAGUCGUCGGUCGCUGGAAGGAACCGGGACCGCCGAAGACAUGGAUGCAGCGGCAGCAGGCGCAGAGGGAUGGCAAGGCGUUAGACCAAGUCCGCGACUCUACGAGCAAUCAUGAUGGAGGGCAGGAUGACGGCGAGUUCAGCGAUGGAGGGCCGGAUUGAGAAGACAUGCUGUCGGUUGCGAAGCUGCUUACGGCUGGCUCAUGUCGAUCUUGCCGCUGCGAGCUGUUGAGACGACGGCAGUCGAGCAUUUUCUAUCAUGUUUUCGAGGCCUUUCGCAAAAUCAUGCGGAGAGGCGAGCCAUAGAGCGAGUUGGACCGCCCGAUCCGCGCGGUUAA